AUACAUGCGCAGGGCAAAGCAGUUAACAAGCGUGCGACUUGAGAGUGAGAGCGAGAGAGCGACGACAGUCCGCCUAUUUCGGCGACCGAUUCAUCCCCCACAGCGAAGCGGCACCGAUUCUUCAAUUGCUAGCUCAAUUAGCCGACGUGUACUACUUCACUCUGCCACGCUGCCACUCCUUUCUGCAGUCGCAAGCCAACCGGCGACCGCCUCAGUCCCGGCACCGUCAGCUCUGACCACUCCACUUGACACCGGCGCCCUUUUAGCCCCUAGCACUACCUUUAUUUCUAGAUCAUCUACAAGCAUGCCGAUUGAGGGCAUCGAGCUGGACGAUGAGAAAUUUGUCGACCUCCUCGGCAAGCUCAUAGGGGAGAGCAAGCACCUGCAAAACAACCCACCCGAAUUUGUUCCCAAGGAAGACCGAGCUGCCCGGCACGUGUUGGAGGUGCUUCAGCCUCUAAGCCAGGAAAAUGGUGGGCCGCUGCGCAUCCGCCGCAUCUCCUACGUGGAGGGCCGCGGCAACAUAGUGGUGGAGUAUCCCGGCGAGCACGACGGCGGCAUAAUGAGCUUCGUGGGCUGCCACAUGGACGUGGUGACUGCCAACCCAGACACGUGGACGUUCGACCCCUUCUCGCUGUCCAUUGACGGGGACAAGCUGCGCGGCCGCGGCACCACGGACUGCCUGGGUCACGUGGCCCUGGUGACUGAGUUCUUCAGGCAGCUGGCCGAGCGGCGGCCCAAGCUGAAGCGCACCAUCGUGGGGGUGUACAUCGCCAACGAGGAGAACAGCAAGAUCCUGGGCAUCGGCAUUGACGAGAUGGUGGCACGUGGCGAGCUGGACAACCUCAAGGCCGGGCCGCUGUACUGGGUGGACGUGGCUGACUCGCAGCCGUGCAUCGGCACGGGUGGCAUUGUGGCCUGGUCGCUCAAGGCCAAGGGCAAGAUGUUCCACAGCGGCCUGCCGCACAAGUCCAUCAACCCGCUGGAGCUGGCCAUGAGCUCGCUGGCCUACAUGCAGCAGCGCUUCUACGCGGACUUCCCGCCGCACCCGGAGGAGGAGCGGUACGGCUUCGCCACGCCCUCCACCAUGAAGCCCACGCAGUGGAGCUACCCGGGCGGCUCCAUCAACCAGAUCCCCGGCGAGGCCACCAUCUGUGGCGACUGCCGCAUCACACCCUUCUACGACGUGCAGCAGGUGAUGGACAAACUGCGCUCCUACGCGGAUGACCUCAACAGCGCCAGCUCGGGGGCGCUGGAGGCGCUGCCCACACAGGGGCCCUGCUCCAAGUACGUGCUGCCGGAUGAGGGCCUGCGCGGCAAAGUGGAGCUCACCUUCUUUGACUCGUACGCCAAGGGCAUUGCCUGCAACCUGGACACAGUGGGCUUCAACGCCAUGACGAGCGCCUUCUCCAAGGUGUACGGCUACUGCAAGCCCUACGCCAUCACCGGCUCCCUGCCCUGCAUCCGGGAGCUGCAGGAGGCGGGCUAUGACGUGCAAUGCAUUGGCUUCGGCCGCAUGGCCACCUACCACGCCAACGACGAGUACGCGCUGCUGUCGGACUUCCGCAAGGGCUUUGAGGUGAUGCGCGAGCUGGUUCUGCACUUCAACACGGUGUAGGGAGGCGGCGUGGGACCCUGUGCAGGACCACAGACAUCAGGGUGCGAGCAGGCAGGUGGCGAUGAGGGGAGCAGGCGGCGACAAGGAGCAGAACAGGUGGAGUAGGUGCAGGAGCAAAGGAGCAAGGAUAGGAUCAGGAGGAACAGGAGGGGAGGCCCAGGUGCCGAUGCGACCUCUACGUCCGCGUUUCACGGUCAUUCCUGCUAGCGCCCUCCCAGGUCAGUUGUAGGCGCGGCCUGGCGCGGCAAGGCGCACGCGUUGUUGGUAGUUGCGGCUGUUGCGCAGGGAGCGACAAAGUGUGGAAUGACGGGGCGGGUAUGCGCCACGGUUCAGUGGUGGCGUUACCGUACUGGCAUAUGUGGCCAGGUGGUAGGGCCUGCGAGGUCGGGGUGGUGCCGGCCACACAGGACGGCACCGGGUAGUUGCACGAGCGGCAAUUCAUGGAGCUGUUGCAGCACCGGCCACCUGGACGCUGUCAAGGAGUCACGAGGACGUGCCCGGAGUGCAAGGCACUGUGCUAAUGUGCCAUACCAAUAUUGCAAAAAGGUUAUAUAU
Messenger RNA from Chlamydomonas reinhardtii, 2173 nucleotides. RefSeq lists its product as uncharacterized. Gene Ontology annotation, molecular function: hydrolase activity. The record is from RefSeq and is a predicted model, not a curated record. The coding region runs from base 305 to 1618 and encodes 437 amino acids. The transcript has 17 exons. NCBI's taxonomy places the organism in Eukaryota, Viridiplantae, Chlorophyta, Chlorophyceae, Chlamydomonadales, Chlamydomonadaceae.